UGCAGAGUGAACUGGAAGAGACCACAGCCAGGAGGCAGGCAGAAGGCAACGCCAUCAAGGCCACCAUAGUGCAGCUGGAGGAAGCAAAGGCCACCCUCGUGGCAGAGGUGUCGCAACCGAACAACAGGAGCAUGCAGCUGAACAUUCGCAUCUCUGGACUGGAGAACGAGCUGCAGCUGACGAAGACCACAACUGCCACGCUUCAGUCUCGGCUUUCUAUUCAAGCUAGCCACUUUGAAACGCUUCGCCAACAGCUCGCCGAGAAGGACCAGCAGAUUGCUGCACUUGACGAGAAGUCAGCUGCUUCUGAUGCCAUGAACCAGGAGCUACUCAAGUCAAACGCCGAGCUGAACGCAGCUUUACGAACAUCGGAAGUGGAAAGGGUGGCACAGGCCGAAAGGAUGCGUGAAGUCGUAGCAGAGAACAGGAAGCAUCAGGAUGCAUUGUUGCAACAGAAUUCAAAGCUGCUUGCUCUGGACACAACACUUAACAUUCUGGAGUUGAAGCUUACAGAAGCGGUUGCAAGAAGUGAAUUGCGGUCAUCCCAACUGUUAGUCCGCGAGGUACGGUGUGCAAAACUUGAGGAAGCCAUUGCCACGCUGCGCACUGAACUGGAGACAAGUUGGUACCGUUGCACAGAGCUGGAGCAACAGUUGAGUCAGGCUGGAUGCGAGAAAGAGUCUCAGUUAUCGCGACUUCUGGAACUACUAUAUGAGCUGAACAGUGCUACGGGCAGAGCAGACCAGCUUCAAGCACGGGCACAGGAACUUGAAGUGUCCAAGCAACAGCUGGACACACUCUGCUCCGAGCUUCAGCACAAGAGUGAGUGCCAAAACAGACAGACAGAGAAAGCUACUGCAGAAUGCGCCAAGCUUGAACAGUGCAUUGAGAAGAGCGCAGCUGAAAAGGCUGAGCUAGAGGUUCACUAG
This is a messenger RNA of Dermacentor silvarum, 929 nucleotides long. Its product is annotated as adventurous-gliding motility protein Z-like. NCBI's taxonomy places the organism in Eukaryota, Metazoa, Arthropoda, Arachnida, Ixodida, Ixodidae. The record is from RefSeq and is a predicted model, not a curated record. The transcript is spliced from 2 exons. The coding region runs from base 132 to 929 and encodes 265 amino acids.